This is a messenger RNA of Scophthalmus maximus (turbot), 3371 nucleotides long. RefSeq lists its product as uncharacterized. The record is from RefSeq and is a predicted model, not a curated record. Lineage: Eukaryota; Metazoa; Chordata; Actinopteri; Pleuronectiformes; Scophthalmidae. Bases 2241 to 3149 code for a protein of 302 amino acids. Gene Ontology annotation, biological process: regulation of transcription by RNA polymerase II. The transcript is spliced from 4 exons. Gene Ontology annotation, molecular function: DNA binding. Gene Ontology annotation, cellular component: transcription regulator complex; nucleus.
UUUUAGAGCGAAAACAAGUUCAGCGCCAGCGAAUGAGCAAUUCUCCAGUUUAUUCCCGAAACAAUGGGAGCGGAGGGGGAGGAGCGUCUGAAGUUCCAGCGGAGUGCGGGGAAUUGGGAGAAAAGAAGGAAGAGCCUGAAGGACUCGCAGAAAGAAAAGGCCGGCGUUUCGUGACGGCUGCUGAUUUAUUGGUAAUUAAUCAGAGAGAGAGAGAGAGAACAGGAGGAGAGCAGGGCCCGGCGGCCGGAGUGUGUGUGUGUGUGUGUGUGUGUGUUGAUUCAGGCGUCGAGCUGCGCGAGACCUGAACAGCUUUAAAUCUUCUUGUUCAAUGGAAACACAGUUUUCUGUCCAGGCCAACUGUAAACCGUCGCCUGCCACAUCCUCAGCGUUUCGACGUUCCGUCCUGUUAAUCUGUACGGGACAGUCACUGGACCAGACACUGCACAGUGUGUAUGAGUGUGUGUGUGCAUCACAUGUGUAUCAUGUGCUCCUGAAUGUGUGUGUGUGUGUGUGUGUGUCUGCUCCCAUGUCAUGAUCACACUGUUCCCAAGACACACUGCCACUUUACUGUGUCUCACACACACACACACACACACACACACUGUCGCAUAACACGAGAACAGAGGAAAUGAGAGAAAGAAGAGAAAGAACUUGAGACAAACAAGGACCAUUUGGACCGAACGUUGUGUAGUUCUCCCUCCUCACCAGCUGGUGGCGGUGACGCACCGAUCCACUGUAUUCCAACCGCUGAUGAACCUCAACGGAAGGAGAAUGUCACGUAGAGGAGGUGGUGUUCUGUCACUUUUGACAUCAUUUCACUUUGCAUUUGAAGGUUUCAGGAAGCGACUCGCCGCCUCUGCUGCUCACGCCCAUGUUUUCUCAAAAUGGCGGGGAGUCGGUCCCAGCAGCCCCUCCCACUGCCACUGACAUCAGCGUUUCCAACUUUCCGGAACAACCAGUCGUUUUGUUUCAGCUACUUGGCUCCGCCACUGAACUGUUUUUUUUUGGUUCCUCUGUGUCCACGUCCUCGUUUCUCUUCAGUCUGAGGUCGGUGUGUUUCCCUGCUGCGGCCCUGUUCCCUUCUCUGACCUCAGGAGGCUCUAUUUUUAGACCUGGCGACCUUUGACCCCUGCAGCUUUAUCUAACCCUAGUACACAGUCUGGGAAACGAAAGGGGAUUUCCACAACUUAUACUGUCGCGUGUCUAUAAAUAAAAAUGCUAUUUCACUUUUUAAGACUCGUGUGGACUACGAGCUGCUGGGGGAACAUUCACCUCCUCGUACGUCGCAGUACAGAUUUAUUCUGAGCUGGAAUUCUGUCUGAAUCUCACAGCGUCAGUGUGGUCGUUUGAUUUGAUUUAGGAAUGUGGAAUUAUAAAUUCAUUAUAACAAGGACUGUUUUAAAAUGACUCUCUGAAAAACAGGGCUUUCGGGACACGAUUCUUUCCUCCUCGAGUUUCCUAAAUGUGCUAAUGUGGAUUUACUUUCACACACAAAGUGUCUGACACACACGGUGAAGCCUGGAGGGUCUUGGAGGCUCGAUUCGAUUGGACCUCAUCUUUAAACAUUUGUGAGAAAUGAAAUCAGAGAUGUUUGCUCAGGAAUUUCCUGCGGAGCAUGGAUCAGACUUUCUCUGCCUGGAAACGCAUCUUCCAUCUCCACGGUGACGGACCCACAUCAGUCGCAGAUCAGAGCUGAGUGCAGAGUUCAUGUCUUUUUGGAGCAACGUCGCCUCCAAGAGGCAAAUACUUACAACCAAUCUCUGUUUGUAAGGAUUCAAGUCAAAUCAUCACAUAAUUAUAUUAUUAUCUCUAAUAUUUCUCUCUCUUAGUAUGUAAAAAACAAGUAUCACAUAAUACAUCACAGCUGGGGGGAAAUGAAUAAGUAAAUACAAGUCAAUAAUGAAAACAAUCCAGUUGAAUGUAAAUAGCCAAUUGUGGCUUUGAAGAGAAGACACGCCCCUGCCCUGCCUGUGAUUGGGUUAGGUUUUGGCAAGAAGAGUGGUGAUUGGUUAGAGUUAGGGACGUGUUAUGAGUAAGCCAAUCAGAAGCAGAGUAGGGGGCGGGUCUUCACCUUCCUCGGGCAUGGGGGAAAACAGUGACGGUGACGCGCGGAACUGCAGACAAUACCGUUUGUUUACAAUUGCACCGGAAACGGAAUUAGACCGGUGUUGUUGUUUUUCCUCUUCCUCGCCGCUCCGCUGCUUCACGAACAGAAGUUUUUUGUUUUAUUUAAAACAAACAUGGAGUUUAAACUCAUCAUGGCGGUUUCCGGCUUCCCGAGUCUGUACGACACCAACUCUCUGACCUACAGAGACCUGAACAUGAGGAGCGACGCCUGGAGGCAGGUGGCGGAGAUCGUCGCUGUCCCCGAGUGUGAGUGCAGGAGGAAGUGGAAGACUCUGAGGGACCAGCACCGGAGGGAGCGUCAGCGGGAGAGGGAACGGCGUGAGAGCGGCGUGGGUCUGUUCAACUACCGGCCCUGGAGAUAUUCCUCCAUCUUGUCCUUCCUGAACCCGUUCAUCGACGCCAGGGCUGCGGGCACCAACGGCUGGGCCCUGGACCCGCAGCCCCCCCACCUCCACGUGGCCGACAUGGCGGCGGAGAUGCGGAGCGAUGACGACGACAACUACGGCGUCGCCGGAGCGGACGCCACGUCCUCGUCCUCAUCCUUCUCCGAGAUCAUCCAGAGGAAGCGUCCGUGUCCCGCCAACGGAGACGCCACCGGAGACGCCACCCGGCUGAAAGAAGCCAAGACUGAGCCCUCGGAUCAGCCGGCGCCAGUCCUGCGGCCCGACCUGACGGACCCGCCCACAUCGAGGCUGGGCCACCAUAGACCCACGCAGCAGGAGAUGAUGGCGAGUGAGAUGUUAGACCACACGGACGAGGAGGAGGAAGAGGAGUUCAGCGUAUCCCCCAGGCCGGGCCGAGCCCGGGGGCGGGGUGGCGGGGGCCUGUUGGAGGAGUUCCUGAGGAGGGUGGAGAGCCGGGAGGCUCACAGGAACCUGGACCAGCGGGACGACGUGGCCCUCUUCCUGCUCAGCCUGGCUCCGGCCAUGAGGAGACUCUCUGCAGAGAAACAGUCACUGGUCAGAACCAAGAUCCAGCAGCUUCUCCACGAGGCCCAGUUCGGUGCCACGAACUUCCACUGACGCCGGAAAAACAUUGUCUUAUCUGACGUUUGUACGAAACACGGCGCGCGGGUCAUGCCGUUCAGGACGACGAAGACAGAGACGAUAUUGUGAUUCACCUACAGAGACCUUCUUCAGUCCCACUUUUAUAAUUAUAAUAAUUGAGGCUGAACUUGUGCUUUGAUGUGUUUUUUGGUGCUUUUUCAUAAUAAAAUCCUUGUAAGAGGAAUUUGUGUUUUUUUA